Messenger RNA from Setaria italica (foxtail millet), 3303 nucleotides. Its product is annotated as FT-interacting protein 1. NCBI's taxonomy places the organism in Eukaryota, Viridiplantae, Streptophyta, Magnoliopsida, Poales, Poaceae. The record is from RefSeq and is a predicted model, not a curated record. The coding region runs from base 169 to 3102 and encodes 977 amino acids. The transcript is spliced from 2 exons.
AAUCGUCACUUAUCCCGUCGUUCCCGAGUACCGGCGGCUGGCGGCGCGCGGCGAGGCAAGUGCGGCGGCCUCGGAGUCGGAGGGCCAGCCAGGCUCUCCGUCACGGAGGCGGCGAGAAGCUCAAACUAGAGCCGUAGGUAGCCAUGCCUCUUGUUUUCGCAUUGUUGGAUGCCGCGAAGCAACAUCGGCUUCGCGGUUUCCGCUGCGAGCGCAUCCACCGUUCGAGUAAGGGGAUGCCGGCGAGAUCUGGGCGCAGGCGUCGGCGCGGCUGCAAUCGCGGCCGCGGCGGCAGGGAGCAGGCGAACGAGGUCUGUCGGCGAUGGCGCCGUGCCAUUCGGCCGUCGAGGCCACUACCAGCUCAGAUUUGAAGAUAUGAUGUUGAGGCUUAAACUGGUCGUGGAGGUUGUAAGUGCCAAUGGCCUUUCGGACCGCCAAGAGCUACUGAAUCCAUUUGUUCAGCUUCAUUUUGCUGGGCAAAGUUACACUACAUCGAUCAAAAGGAUGGUUCGCUGCCCUGUAUGGUCAGAGAGGACCACUUUUGAUGUGCUGGACAAACAAAGGCUUCCUUCUCUUACUCUUGAAGCUUCUGUCUACAAUGCCAUUGAUGGCUGCCAGGUUUUCCUUGGCAAGGUCCGGCUUUCUGGGGCUACCUUCUCUGAAUCAACUGAUGAAGUCAUCAAAGACUAUCAGCUGAAGGGUGGACUAUUCAAGCGAUCAAAGGGAGUGCUACUUCUUAGAGUAUUUCUGAAAAAUGAAGCCCCUGUAUCACAAGUUAUUCGCCCUCCAGUUCCGCGACGACCCCUGCAGGUUCCUGUGGAUGCUGUACCAAAGGAAAUUCAGCCUAAGUUUGAAGAUGGGAUGAUUGUUUGGCGUACACAUUACUUGUUUGUACGUGUGGUUAAGGCUCGUUGCUUGCCUAAUGUGGACAUCGACGAAAAACCCGAUCCCUAUGUAGAGGUAAAUGCUGGUAACCUUAGAGGCAUCACCAAGUUUGCCCACGAGGAGCAGAAUCCAGAGUGGAACUCAACUUUUGCCUUCUCCAAACGCCAGUUGGACAGUGCCCAAGUAACUAGAAUCUAUGCUGUUAUCUAUGAUGGGGUAACAUUUGGUUUUAUUGGGUUGGUGUCAUUUGACCUAAAUGAUGUUCCUUUGCGUUCCCAAAAUGACAAACCAGUGGUACCACAGUGGCACCGUCUUAUUGACGAAAGCGGAAGGACAACUCAAGGCGAGUUGAUGCUUUCAGUUUGGAGGGGCACGCAGGCUGAUGAGGCAUUCAGUGAGUCAUGGAAGUCUGAUUGGUUAGAGGCAAGUGUGACUGCAAGACCCCACAUUGUGCCCAAAGUGUAUAAUUUGCCAAGGCUGUGGUGUCUGCGUGUCCAUAUAAACGAGUUUAAAUGUAUUUCACUCGCUUCUGGAACCAAAUUUGUAGAGGCAUGGGUCAAAGUGGUGGUAGGUUGUCAGCAUAAGAGGACGAAGAUAGUGAAGAAGCCACUAGCCCAUUAUGUCUGGGAUGAAGAACUGACAUUUGUUGCUGCAGAACCAUUUGAGGAUGGCCUUCAAAUUUCUGUCUACGCACAUCUAGUGCCUCGCAUAGGCGAGGUUAUUGGUCAAACUGUCAUACCCUUGGAAACAGUUCAGCGUCAAGUUGGGGGUCUCUCUACUGGACUUGAGAGGCAAUGGCUUGAUCUUCAAAUUCCACCCAAUGCAUCAGAUUCCGAUGGUGGUGGGGUUGAGUUGACUGUGUCAUCGUGCCGGAUUAAUCUCACUACCUGCCUCGAUGGUGGAUAUGGUGCCCAGUAUGGCUUUGGAGAGUACACAAAGGACUUGAGACUAGCAGCUGAGAAAACCUCAAAUCCUCCAGUUGUUGGCUUGUUUGAACUUGGCAUUCUUGGAGCUCAGGGCCUCCCUCCUAUCAGAAGAGGAAAUGGGAGAUUUUCGCUGCAUCCAUAUUGUGUGGCAAAAUAUGGCCGGAAGUGGGUACGAACUCGUACCAUCAUCAACAACUGCCAUCCUUCAUUCAAUGAGCAGUACUCAUGGGAUGUGUACGAUACAGCAACCGUCCUGACCAUUGGACUGUUUGAUAAUGGCCUGGUGGAAGAGUCUAGUUCAGGCAAGUACAAGGAUGUCAGCAUUGGAAAAGUACGGAUACGCCUUUCCAAUCUCCAACCUGGCCGGAUCUAUUCUCAUGGGUACCCUCUUCUCAUCCUACAGCCUGCAGGGGUGAAGAAAUUGGGUGAACUGUACCUAUCAGUAAGAUUUACCACAAGAUCAUUAGUAAACACCGUGCGUAUGUAUGCAUCCCCCAAUCUACCAACAAUGCACUAUGAGGACCCUCUUUCAGUGAUCCUGAAAGACAAUUUGGAGCUCCCUGCUAUCCAGAUUGUCACAUCCCGACUGAGCCGGAUGGAACCACCCCUAAGCAAGGAAGCCGUGGAAUACAUGUUUGACGUGCAAAGCAACUUUUGGAGCUGGAGGAAAAGCAGGGUCAACUGGAACAGAAUCAUGUCAGUCCUCUCAAUCUUCAACACAUUUUGGAGAUUGUUUUCCUAUAUUUGUUCAUGGCAGAAUCCUGCAGUCACUUUGCUGGCCCAUGCUGUUUUCCUCCUAGCUCUUGCGUUUCAUCAGUUCAUACUCCCAUCAGCGCUCUUAUAUAUCUUCUUGAUUACAAUAUGGAACUACCGGUGUCGGCCAAGUUAUCCUUCGCACGCUGAUAUCAAGAUAUCUUUAGCAGACACAGUACACCCAGAUGAGCUCGACGAGGAAUUUGAUACCUUCCCUACUUCUCGGACCAUUGAUUUAGUAAUGAUGAGGUAUGAUAGACUAAGGAGUAUCGCCGGCAGGAUACAGGCGGUCAUGGGAGACGUGGCAUCGUGUGGGGAGAGGAUUACUUCAUUGACAACAUGGAGGGAUCCAACGGCAACAGCAAUAUUUGGGUUCUUUACUUUAGCAGCAGCCAUUAUGCUCUUCUUUACACCAUGGAAAAUUCUUGUCGCAAUAGCUGGAGCCUACACCAUGAGGCACCCCAAGCUUUGGCGGAAGACGCCAUCAUUUGUCAGGAACUUCUACCAGCGAUUGCCACAGAAGACAGACAGUUUGCUCUGAAUAUCUUCUGUAAUAUGUGCUGUUUCUUGAGUCUGUUGGUUGCAACUCUAUUGUGAUACUUUCUCAUGUUACUUUGUUCUGUUCCUUUUUUUUUUAAACGAAUUGUUCUGUUCCUUUAGUCUGUUAGUUGCAACUCUCUUCUGUAAACUCUUUGUUGUGUCAUCGGGCCUGGCUGUAAGAUUUCAUUUCCAUGCUUAGUAA